AUGUUUCAUGAUUUGAGAGAUGCAGGUCGACCAAGUCCCAGGCCACUUCCGCCACCAAGUCGACGGAGAGACAAACCUCAGCUGUCCUACUCAAAUGUGAUCGAAGUCAGCCGUGCAGUAAUUGUUCCAAGAGGCAGCAAUCCUGCGUCUACGUGGCCCCCGGGCACGGAAAGGAUCCAUCGCUUGGAGCAAAUCGUUGAGGAUUUAGCAAAUGCAAAUUAUUAUCAGUCCGAAAGUUGUCAGGAUGCAAGCCCUCCGACACACCCGGCAACUGGGGAUGUCAAUCCUGCUUCAUUCCGAGAAACUGGCACUGCUGAUAUCACGGAUUCCAUUGGUCGAAUUAAUAUCAACGAAAGAGGAACCAGCUAUGUUGGACCUGCACAUUGGCAAGAGGUCGUCAACGAGAUAUCUGAUAUCAAAGAUCAGUUGGAAGGCUUCAGCGAUACAUCUGGAGAUGGCCUUGGCUCGAAUUCAGCGAAACCAGAGUUGCUUCUCGGUUUGAGGAGACACGUUAGCAAACAAGAUAUAUUGAGGUCUAUUCCGCCCAAGCAGACUGCUGACAGUCUUAUAUCAUACUUCUUCGAAGCAAUGGAACUGGCGACGUCUGAUUAUACUCAACCAGGCCAGUAUACUCUGGAAGCUCUUAUACUGUAUUUUGUUAUUGAACAUGCCGUUGCUAAGGCGGGUCCAUUCAGAGUCGCUCUUUUGUUUGACAUCAUUGUCCGUUCAGCCAUGCGCAUGGGAUACCAUCGUGACCCAUCUCACUAUCCAGAAAUAUCUAUCUUUCAUGGAGAGCUGCGCCGACGAGCUUGGAUACUCAUUCGACAUAUGGACAUUGUCGUAUCCUCAUGGGUAGGUUCUCCACUGUCCAGGUCUGCGUUUGCGUACUCAUUUUUCAAAAAGGUCGGGCUUCCUAGACUAGUCGAUAGCCGACACGCCGAUACUAGGCCACCUCGGAACCUCCUAGACCAGGACCUUGAUGAGAAUAUGACAGAGCUUCCUCCUUCAAGACCAGAAGAAGGGGCAGUUUCGUACGCUACCAUGAAGACUGAUAUCCUGAUCCUGUUUGCCAAUGUUGUCGAUGAAAAAGCGCGCUGCGUGCUACACCGGAACUAUAUUAGCAGCAUGCGUGAGGAGCAUCGUUAUUCCCGGUAUUCCUGCGUGGAUGCUGCAAUGCGCAUUCUGACCGACAUAUCUAUGUCCUACGACGGAGAUAUGCCCAACAGCUCGCUGUAUCCCCUUGCGUGGAGUUUACCUGCCGCUUUCACGAAUGAUCUCCUAUUGGCGUCCAUGAUUGUUUGCGUUGAUCUCGAACGGGCCGUGCGAGGAAUUCGAGAAACCGAACGUCCUCCAGGGGAUCUCUUGGAAUGGACUAAGCAACAAAAGAUACAAGCUCUUCGUAAAGCAUACAAAACUUUACAAAGCCCAUCCUUGGGUCCCAGUGAAGUGUCUGAGGGGAUUAAAAUCAUCAGGAUAGUUCUUGAAAAUGCGACAAAAACUGUUGUGCAGUCCCAACACCGCCAGGAAUCGCAUUAUUCGAACCAGCAGCUUUCACAGAACAGAACCGAUCGUGAUGGCCAGGGUCUAAUAGAACCAGCUUUGGCGACAGUUGAGGACGAGUCAUUGAUUCCUGCUUCAUCAGCACAGCCAUCUUGGGCUAUCUCACCUCCUGUUGAAUAUGCAGUUGACAACGCCGGAGAAUUCUUCGCCGCUUCAAUGAUGGACCCGGUACAAUUUAUGAUGGAAGUGCCACUAGAUUUCGGCAGUGUCGCAAUGACUGUUCAGAUCGGUAGGCCUUUCAGUGUGGGAUAA
This is a messenger RNA of Paecilomyces variotii, 1812 nucleotides long. RefSeq lists its product as hypothetical. Gene Ontology annotation, biological process: regulation of transcription by RNA polymerase II. The transcript is spliced from 9 exons. The coding region runs from base 1 to 1812 and encodes 603 amino acids. The record is from RefSeq and is a predicted model, not a curated record. Lineage: Eukaryota; Fungi; Ascomycota; Eurotiomycetes; Eurotiales; Thermoascaceae. Gene Ontology annotation, cellular component: nucleus. Gene Ontology annotation, molecular function: RNA polymerase II cis-regulatory region sequence-specific DNA binding; DNA-binding transcription activator activity, RNA polymerase II-specific.